Messenger RNA from Salvelinus sp. IW2-2015, 1830 nucleotides. The record is from RefSeq and is a predicted model, not a curated record. Lineage: Eukaryota; Metazoa; Chordata; Actinopteri; Salmoniformes; Salmonidae.
AUGUAUAAUAUUGGCCGAACCGGAGGAGCUACCACCCACUUUGUCACUGAAGAUGGAAAAAUUCAACAGCAAGUUGACUCUCCUUUYAAUCUUAAACAUCCACAUGACCUUGUCAUCUUCAUGCGACAGGAGACCCGUGUCAACUACCUGAAGAAGUUAGAGAAGCAGCUUGUCGCUCAGAAGAUUCACAUUGAGGAGAAUGAGGACAGGGACACUGGCUUGGAGCAGAGGCACUAUAAAGAGGAUGCCGACUGUGUCACGGCUAAAGUACCCCUGGGAGACUUGGAUCUCUACGAUGGUACCUACAUCUCCCUGGAGAGUAAAGACAUCAGCCCUGAGGAUUACGUAGAUUUUAGGUCCCCUCUACCCCCGGAUCUGGAGAAGCCUGACUGUGCCAGAGUYUUUGAGCUCCCAUAUAGUAUCCACAGUUUCCAGCAUCUCCGGGGCGUGCAGGAACAGGUGAACCUCACAUCUCCUCUGCUCUCUAAAGAGGACCCCAUUUUUGGCUCCCUGUCCCACAAACUGGGCCGCAACAUGGACGAGGUGGGCCAUCGCAUCCAGCAGGGCCUGCUGAGGAACUCCUCAUCCUGGGUGCUGUAUAACCUGGCGUCGUUCUACUGGAGGAUAAAGAAUGAGCCCGGGCGGGCGGUGGACUGUGUGGUCCGGGCCCUGCACUUCUCACCCAGGUACAACAAGGACCUGGCCCUGGUGAACAUGGCCAACAUCCUGCACCGGGCCCACUUCUCUGCUGACGCUGCCAUCGUGGUUCACGCUGCCCUGGAUUUGACCUCUGACCUUCUCACCAGCCACUACACGGGCAACAUCUACGCAAUGCUGGGGGAGUAUAACCACUCAGUGCUGUGCUAUGAGCAGGCUCUCCCCCAGCCGGGCUUUGAGCAGGCCCUGAGGAGGAAGCACGCCGUCCUCUGUCAGCAGAAACUGGAGCAGCGCCUGGAGGCCCAACACAGGUCUCUGCAGCGCACGCUGAACGAGCUGAAGGAAUACCAGAAACAGCAUGACCACUACCUGCGUCAGCAGGAGGCCCUGGACAAAUACAACCUGCUGCAGGAAGAGCAGAUCCUCCGCAACAUCAUCCACGAGACCCAUGAGGCCAAGGAGGCACAGCUGGGCAACCACCAGAUGUGUCGUCUGGGCCAGCAACAGAGCAGCCUCUUCUGCCUUGACCUGCCGGUGCGUUAUCACCGCGGAGACCUGUUUGAGCACGUUCACCACAUCCAGUUUGGAGAGGAGGUCUCUGUGGCGGGCAGCGUUGCUCUGGUGUCGGAGCCGAGCACCAACCACACCACCAGCUCACACCUCCACCCCUCUGUGUCCGGAGACCCUGAGCCUGCAGCCCUCUGGGGCCACCAGGCCUCACCCACCGAAACUGUGCUGUACGGUYCCGSACCRCCUCCCUCCUCCCUGGCUUCCCCAGACUGUGGCCCUGUGCUCCAGCCCCCUCCAGCUGACCUGCCUGCCUCUGUGGGCUGGACCUUGGAGGACAAGGAGCUGCCAGACCCCCAUGCCACCCAGGUACUGCUGUCUCGCAGCAGAGGCUGGAGUUUGGAGCAGGCUGGUGCCAGCAUAGCCCAAGCCAUGAAGAAGGCUAGCGCCCCUGGCUGGUUGCUCCAGAACGAGGCGGCUUUGUUCUGGCGGGCGAAGGGUAACGGUACCAGCUCGCUGCAGUGUCUGCGCCACUCCCUGGCGUCGGCUCCGCCCACCCAGCGCAACCUGCCSCUCGUCAACGCUGCCAAUCUGCUUCUGCGCCACGGCCUCAGCGCCCACGCACACACUCUGCUGCAGGACGCCCUGGCACUCAACGCCUCUGAG